Molecule: messenger RNA, 1476 nt
Organism: Orycteropus afer afer
Lineage: Eukaryota; Metazoa; Chordata; Mammalia; Tubulidentata; Orycteropodidae
Gene: TAPBP
Product: TAP binding protein
Exons: 9
Coding region: 1-1476 (491 amino acids)
Biological process (GO): antigen processing and presentation of endogenous peptide antigen via MHC class I
Cellular component (GO): membrane
Source: RefSeq, a predicted model, not a curated record
AUGAAGCUCCUGUCCCUGCUCCUCACGGUGGCUCUGGGCCUGGCGACUUCCGUCUCGGCAGGACCGGCAGUGCUCGAGUGCUGGUUGGUGGAAGAUGUCGGCGGCGGCGGCGGCCUGGCCAAAAGACCUGCCGCACUGCUGCUGCGCCAAGGCCCCGGGGGACCUCCUCCUCGGCCGGAUCUUGACCCCAAGCUCUACCUCAAUGUGCACGACCCGGCGGGAGCCCUCCAGACGGCCUUCAGGCGGUACCCCCGAGGCGCCCCCGCGCCACACUGCGAGAUGAGCAGCUACGUCCCGUUCCCCGCCUCCCCGAACUGGGCCAAGGGCCUGAUCUCAGAGCACAGCUGCCCGCGGGCCCUGGACGGGACUUGGCUCAUGGUCAGCAUGUCCAGCCCGGUCCUCAGCCUCACCAGCCUCUUGAAGCUACAGCCAGAGUUACAACUGGAGCCUGUUCCCAUCACCAUGGCAACAGUGGUGCUGACUGUCCUCACCCACACCCCUGCUCCUCGAAUUCGACUGGGCCAGGAUGCCAUGCUGGACUUGAGCUUCACCUAUAUGCCCCCUACCCAUGAGGGUGGUACAUCCAUGGCCCUGGGCCCCCCUCCCUUUGGGCUGGAGUGGCGACGCCAGCACCUGGGUAAGGGGCACCUGCUCCUGGCUGCAACCCCUGGACUGAGUGAACAGAUGCCAGCAGCCCAAGAGGGGGCAGUGACAUUUGCUUCGUGGGAUGAUGAUGAACCAUGGGGCCCAUGGACUGGGAAUGGGACCUUCUGGCUGCCUGCAGUGCGACCCUUCCAAGAGGGCACCUAUCUGGCCACAGUCCACCUGCCAUAUUUGCAAGGGCAGGUCACCCUGGAGCUUACUGUGUACAAGCCCCCUAAAGUGUCCUUGCUGCCAGCACCCCUGGUAUGGGCCGCCCCGGGGGAGGCGCCUCCAGAAUUGGUCUGCCUGGUGUCCCACUUCUACCCCUCUGAAGGCCUAGAGGUUGAAUGGGAGCUCCAGGGUGGCCCAGAGGGUGGCUAUCGGAAAGCUGAGGGGCAGAGGUGGCUUUCCACCCUGCGCCACCACUCUGAUGGCUCUGUCAGUCUCUCUGGACACCUACAGCCUUCUCCUGUCACCACUGAGCAGCAUGGGAUGAGCUACGCCUGUCGCAUCCACCACCCUAGUCUGUCUGCCUUGGGGCGUAGUGCCAAGGUGACCCUGGAGGUGGCAGGCCUUUCUAGGCCCUCCCUAGAGGAUGGGGUGGGCCUCUUCCUCUCAGCCUUUCUCCUCCUCGGCCUCUUCAAGGUGCUUGGCUGGAUUGCUGCCUACAGGUCCAGUUCCAAGGAUUCAAAGGAAAAGUGGGCCAAACGCCUCCUGCCGGGUUCCAAGCGAGUCGACGUGGGCUCCAGAAUCCAGGAGUGGGAGGCCGGAGGGCAGCGGAGCUGGGGACCCGCGCUCCUGGGUCCCGGCCCCCGGCGUCCGGCGCUCCGCUAG